Messenger RNA from Hibiscus syriacus, 1854 nucleotides. RefSeq names its product AT-rich interactive domain-containing protein 6-like. The transcript has 12 exons. The record is from RefSeq and is a predicted model, not a curated record. NCBI's taxonomy places the organism in Eukaryota, Viridiplantae, Streptophyta, Magnoliopsida, Malvales, Malvaceae. Gene Ontology annotation, cellular component: nucleus. Gene Ontology annotation, biological process: regulation of transcription by RNA polymerase II. The coding region runs from base 224 to 1522 and encodes 432 amino acids. Gene Ontology annotation, molecular function: DNA binding.
ACUGCGGUUUCAUUACCUGUUUCAACAUCGGUUUCUGUCUCCUCCAACAAUCCCGAGUCCUGUCUUGUUUCCGUUUCUCCCGAUUCAAAAAAACCCAGCCUCGGCCGAGUGAGCUACCUAACUCAGCUGGCCGGGUUCAACUCGGAGCUAGGUCUUAUAGCCAUUUCUCUCUCCAACAAAGACAGUCGAAGAACAAGAAGAGUUGGACGAUUCCGAGCCAGUCAUGGAAGGAACUGAGGCUGUUGUUGUAGCCGAACCUGACUGUUUAGCUCAAAUGGACAUUGGAACAGAAGCUGCUGAAGUGAAAGACCGUGUUCAAGUUGAAGAAGAUGAGAAAUUGGCGGCUCAACCAGUCGGCGACAAGCUGGAUUCCGUUGAAGGACAAGCUGUUUCUGACCAGACCUACGGUCGUGAGGACAAUGACGAAGCUCACAAUGUUGUUGUUGCUGCUGCUGAUCAAAAUGAGGAGCUUUUAAAGUCUGGGGAUGAUGAAGAUGGUGAAUUUAGGGAUGUCGAGGACAAAUCUGUGGCUGAACCUGUUACCGGAAUGGAUGAAAUUGAACAUGACAAUGAACUCUGUGGAAGCCCCACUGCUGAAGUAAAAGGCAAGCCCGAAGAUGAUGCCGAUGGAGUUGACAAUCAGGAGCUGACCACAUCGAGAGAACUCGAUGACAAAAACCCUAGCCUCUGCUUCGACAACGACGGUUCCGACUUGGAGGAGGAACAAGCGGCUUUCGUGAAAGAGGUUGAAGCAUUUUACAAGGAGAAUAACCUUGAUUUCAAGCACCCUAAGUUUUACAAGGAGGAUUUGAAUUUGCUCAAGUUAUGGAGAGCUGUCAUUAAAUCGGGAGGCUAUGAACAGGUGACCUCAAGCAAAUUGUGGAGGCAGGUGGGAGAAUCUUUUAAUCCCCCAAAGACCUGUACUACUGUGUCUUGGACAUUCCGUAUCUUUUAUGAGAAGGCACUGCUUGAGUAUGAAAAGCAUAAAAUGCAUGGUGCUGUACUCCCUCAUUCUGUUCCUUCCCUCGUAGAGCCUAUCACAGUUGUUAGUCCGCCGCUUGAUAGUACUCAAGCUCCUGGGUCCGGUAGAGCGAAGAGGGAUGCUGCUGCUCGUGCUAUGCAGAGCUGGCAUUCUCAGCGUGUUUUUGAUAAUGGCGAGGACAAAAGCUUGAGUCCGACACCCAAAAGUGACAGACAACCUAAAAAUUCUGUCUCAGGUUCAUUAAAGCGCAAAAAGCCAUCAACUAUGGAGCAUGGUGUCCGAGCUAUUCCAUUUAAACCGAAAAAAUUACGGUCGGAUACUAUGGUUGUCGAUAUUGGAGCCCCGGCUGAUUGGGUAAAGAUUAACGUGCAAAAAACCACCGACUGCUAUGAGGUAUUCGCUUUGAUUCCCGGGUUUCUUCUUGAAGAGCUCAUGAAGGAAGGUUGUUCAAAUAGUUACUGUUCAUGUAGUUCAUGGAGGAAGGCUGUUCGAAUAGUUAAGACUGUUCAUGUAGUUCAUGAAGGAAGGCUGUUCAAAUAGUUAAGACUGUUCAUGUAGCUCACGAAGGCUGUUCGGGUGCUCAAGCGACUUAUUCCCCUUCAUGUAGCUCAUGAAGCUAGACUGAUCGAAUAGUUAAGACUGUUCCUGUAGCUCAUAAACUUUACUAGGAAAUUUGUUCGGGUGCUCAAGCGACUUAUUUCCAGUUCAUGUUGCUCGUGGAGGCUGUUUGGGCGCACACAAGCGACUUACUUCUGGUUCAUGUGCUAAGUCUGCACGAGUCUAGCCGUUAUAAACGCUACACGAUUCUUUCAGUGAAUUUCUGAGAGAGGUUCAUUGCAACUAACUAAUUAAGAUUAACCACCGCAUCUGUU